AUGAUUCAACCUCAGACCCAUUUGAAUGUAGCAGAUAACAGCGGGGCUGGAGAAUUGAUGUGUAUUCGAAUCGUAGGAGCUAGCAAUCGCCGAUAUGCUCAUAUUGGUGACGUUAUUGUUGUUGUGAUCAAAGACGCAGUUCCAAACAUGCCUCUAGAAAGAUCAGAAGUGGUCAGAGCUGUAAUUGUCCGUACUUGUAAAGAAAUUAAACGUGACAAUGGUAUGAUAAUACGAUAUGAUGACAAUGCCGCAAUUGUGAUUGAUCAAGAAAGAAAUCCAAAAGGAACGCAAGUUUUUGGUGCGAUUGCCCGAGAACUGAGACAGUUCAAUUUUACUAAAAUAGUUACAUUAGCCCCUGAGGUCUCAAUAUGUACUCUCUACUCAUCAUUAUACUACCUCCUCACCCAUGAAUCCUCAAGUCAUGCUCAGUUGACUUAUCCAAUCGUAUUUAGAAUGUCUAGGGAAGAAAUCAUGGUUGAAUUCAACAUGGAAAUCCGAAUCAAGGUUGUAAUUAUCGUUAAACCGGAGGUCGACAUCGCGACAAGCGCUGCUAUUAGAACCAACAAAUGUUGUCCUCAUGCGAUCUGUGGUUAUUUCCAUUACUAA
This is a messenger RNA of Lactuca virosa, 606 nucleotides long. The record is from the annotation of a GenBank genome assembly. NCBI's taxonomy places the organism in Eukaryota, Viridiplantae, Streptophyta, Magnoliopsida, Asterales, Asteraceae.